AUGGAUGUUUGGCGCUAGAUUGGCAAUCAAAAAGUAUAAGAUGUUGAAACUGUUCUGGAUGCAUUUAAUAACACAAAUUGUCCAGAUUAGAUCGCCUAUAACAAUUGUUUAGGGUUUAUGAAAUUAUUAAAGUCAUCUGAUCUCCUUGAAUAAAUUAAGAAUCUGUAUAGUGAUCGUUAUUUUUGUCAACAAUUAUCGCAAUCUUAAUUUGAUAACUUUCUUCGAAUCACAAUAAAAUCAGUCUCCUUGUAUUAAGGGAGAGAUGAAGACUUUGUGGAUGGAAUAAACUUACUUCAAGAUUAUUUUUUAAAUUUUAACACCAAUCAAUUUUGCUUUGCCUUGUUAUCAAAUAAGAAACUAUUGGAAAAGCAUCCCAAAAUUAUGUUAACCAUCUUUUCCAAAGCCAUAGUUUAAGAAGAUCAAAUAUUAUUGAAUAAAAUAGUCUAAUUAUUGGGUCAAAAGUAAUUGAAAUCCUUCCAUCAUCAAUUCCUAAUUGAUUUAAUUUAAAUUGAUCUUACUCAAAAGUAAUCAUUCAGAACAUACGCUGAAAAACUAUUUGAUUCCUUCAUCGGACACACAAUUUAAGAAUAACAAUUGAAAAUCAGCAAUUUAACAUUUCAAGACAUCAUAUUGGCGUUCAAAAGACUAAUAAAAUGGGAUUCUCUAAACUAUAAAUUUAUUUUAGUCAAAUUGGAUAACUACAUCAUGACUCAAGAGAAGAAUAACGAUGCAAAUAUAUUAAAACUGAUAUUCUAUAUCAUGACUUCCCAGUCAUCCCAUCUCUGGAUCAAUUGCUCAUAUCUUACUAAGACUAUCAAACUACAUUGGAAAACUGCUGACUUUGAGUUCCGAUUUUAUAGAGUUCUCAAACUCCUCAGAAUCAACAAUCAUCGUGACGUAGAUUCUAGCUAUAGGAUGGGAUUCAAUGGACUUUCUGGACAGAAAGUCGAUUCCUUUAGAUUAGCUUAAGAUCUAGAACAAAACAUUAAGAAGGUAUUUGUCACUCCUUUUAUAUAUAGACUAUACAAGAAAGUGAUCAUCAGAUUGUUUACCUCUAAUUUAUCAAAUAGGCAUUUAAGAGAGAACCGUACUGUUUUAGCUAUUCUUUUAUUUAAUUCCUGCUUUAAUAUCGAUAUGAGGAUAAGCCAGAUUUAUACUAGCCUUUCUGGUCUCUAGUAUCGAAGAUCUACUCCUUUUUCUUUAUCCAAUUAUAUGAGCAGGAUAUUACUAAUGUGUUUGACUUUUAAGGUAUGUUUGUGGAUGAAAAUGGGAAUACUAAGUUGACUACCAAAAUUGGAAUUCAAAAGAAGAAUGCUCGAAAUCUAGUUCCUUAUUUUCAAUAAUUGUAUGUAUUUGAUCUAAUAUUUUAAUAGAAUUAUUAAUAGUUAGAAUUUAAUUAUCACCGUUUAUAAAAAAUUCUAUAAAUUAUUUUUAUCAGAAAAACAAAUCUUUAAUUUCUUCACCAAUUUAAUUUACGAACCCUUAUAUUAACAGAUCGAAUUUCAAUUUCCUGAUAAGUCAAAUCUAAAACAAAAUUAGAACACUUAACUCUACUAUUUGUUCUCUGAUAUUCUGGAUUCCUUCUAGAAUACAAAAAAUGUAUUAUAAGAUUACUUGACUGAAAUCUUCAAAUAACUCAACUAAAACACUAAGGAGAAUACAUUUAGAAUACUAUCCUAUUAUUAAAAGAUACACAAGAAGUAUUAGUAGUCCUCGCUCUCUGAUUAUUGCUUGGAUUUAGUCAAUAAAUCUCAUGCCUUUAUGUUAUCUGAGAUAUUUUAAGGGAAAAAUGAAUUGUCCCAAUAAAUCAACGUAGUUUAAAGUUAAAAUCUUAAGAAUAAUUUGCAACAACUAUUGCAACUCUAUCAACCAUUAUCUGAUGUCAGAUGCAAAGAGUUAAAAUAAAUGCAAGAUAUCAUUUUGACUAAUUUCUCAGUAUAAUCUAUUAUCUAAAAAGGUCAAUUAUAAUAUUAGUAUCGAUUCUUCAACUUCGAGAAGUUUCUUGCUUUGCUUAUUGAAAGUCAAUAACAAGUUGUCCUAAUAAUAUUAUGAGAAACAAUUGAAUAACCUCCUCCAACAAUUCGACCAUGUUUUUGUGACUAAUGGAUAUGCAAAUUAGGAGAAGCUUGAGUAAUAAUGUUAGAAGUUUUCAGAUUUUGAUGAAAAGGAGUAAUAUCUUAAUAUUUAUAAUAGUUAAAACGGUUAAUACUUCUAAUCUAUUAUUGAAUAAAAAUCAAUUGUAGUUGAGUAAUACAUUCGAACCAGUCCUCAACUAAAAUAAUAAUUUUAAGUUUUACUCUAUUUGCAAUUGUUGAAUCUUCUAAUUUCAAGGAUUAAUAGAUACGAAUUUGAAGUUGAAGCAUUGAUUACAAGUUUGAGGAAAUUGUUGACUCAUCCCUAUGUGUCUGAUGAAUUCAUUAUUGAUAUUUGGAAUGAAAUCUAUCUCAUAAUUGAGUAAUUGAAUGAAUAAAGUUCUGAGAAGUGGUUGGAAUUGACUCAAUAGAAAUUGAUGAAUAAUGUUUUGAUUCAUUUAGAUUAAACAAUCUCAAUCACUACCACUCUCAUAUUAGCAGUAAUUGUAAAUCAGAAAUCCCUUCAAGCAAAAUAGAUUAGAUUUUCGAAAUUGUUAUUCCUUGUAAGCGAGUUGAAAAGCAAUAACCAAAGGAAUUCCAUUUAUAGAAUUAUAUUUAGUAAUUUCGAUAAAUUGGAUUCCAAUCUUUGUUAGAAGAUAUUUUUUGAAAUGAAGGAUUAAUUAAUGAUUCAAAGUGGAACAUAUAAACUAUUAAAGUUGAUAUUACAGGAACCAGAUAAUAUUGACCAUUUUAAUCUCAUAAUCAAGGUGUUUUUAGGGUAGGAAAUACAUUAAAUACAAAUUCCAAUCCUUCAAUUUAUAGCUGAAAAUAUAUUUAAAAUAGGUAUCAGAUAUUAAAUUCUCAUCCAAUUGGGAGCUUGUGGAAGAUCUGUUAAAACAAAAAAGUUUGCUAAACAUUUAACCAAGUAAUUUUAAUAAGCCGUAAUACAAUGUAAAUAAUGAAAUUAUUUUAAGAUUAGGAUCUGACCUAGUUCAUCAUGAUGAUAAAUUCUGUAGUCUACUUGGCAUCAAUAUCUAUCAAAGAUCUCAAUUACUAAAGCACCUAUUGGUUAUUCAGAAAAACACUCAAACAUUUUUUCUAACCUAGAAUCAAAUCCAAUAAUAAAAAAUGCAGUUAAAUAAUAAACUUGAUUUCUUAUUUCAUUGAAUAAAGUGUUUUUUUAACCCCUGUCAAAUCUGAAUUUGAAUUCUAAUUAUCUGAGAAAUUGGAAAUCAACCUCAAAAAAUUGCCUGAAUCAAUUUAGCAAUCCAAUAAAUCAAUUAUCGAUUUUACAGAUAUGAUGGGAGUAUUAUAACAGUAUUUGAAUGAUGUAAUCUCAUUUGGAAAGAAGAAUUUUGAAUUCCUUAAGAAGGAUCAAUAACCACAAGGUAAUGCAGAUAUCUUUGAUGCAAUAUUAUUUUCAGUAUCUCUUAUUUAUAUUUUAGAUGAACCAAAAACAAUCAAAAUAAAUAGUGAAAUCGAAAUAAUAAUAACUUACUAAUCCAUUCCAGAAUUUUGCUGACUUUAAGUAAUCAUCCAAAAUGGAAAAAGUGACCAAGGCACUUGAUGUAGAGAAAGAAAUUAAAUGA
Molecule: messenger RNA, 3661 nt
Organism: Paramecium octaurelia
Lineage: Eukaryota; Ciliophora; Oligohymenophorea; Peniculida; Parameciidae
Source: the annotation of a GenBank genome assembly